UUGAGUAACACAGAAGGAGACAAGUUCACCAUCCCCCUUCUAUAUAUUUCUAAUUCAUCCAUCUUUUUUGCCAUUUAAAUUUCUUCUCUUUGAGGAACCACCCCAUUUGUCUCUUCUGUUGAUUCACUGAACACAAGCUCAAUGAAAACUAAGGCUAACAGAAUCUUCACCGUUCUUCUAAGGCUUCUAGCCCUGGCAGCAACCAUUGUUGCAGUUGUUGUCAUGGUUACAAGCCAUGAAUCAGCUCAAGUAUUGAACUUGACAUUCACCGCCAAAUAUAGCAAUGACCCUGUAUUUAAGUACUUUGUGAUUGCAGAAGCAAUUGCAGGCGGGUACACCCUACUAGUUCUUCUUCUUUCUUCCAAGAUUUUGCUUUGGCGGUUCACAAUCUUCCUGGAUGCGGUUAUAAUGGCCCUGCUGACCUCUAGCAUAUCAGCGGCAUUGGCAAUAGCUCAUGUGGGGAAGAAAGGCAACAGUCAUGCUGGUUGGCUACCUAUUUGUGGACAAGUUCCCAAAUUUUGUGACCAUGUCACUGGAGCUCUUGUUGCUGCUUUUGUUGCUGCGAUAAUCUACUUGGUGCUUCUUCUUUACACUCUUCUUGCUGUCCUCAGCCCUGCUUUCGCUGUAAAAAUUUAAUUAAAGGCCUCUGCAAUCCCUAAUUUAUAUGUAGAUUUUGUCCUUCUGAAUGUUCUUCAAGUCCUUUUACAUGUAAGUGUUCAAGUAUUUCUACCCUGAAUGUACUGAGAUAUGUUAACCAUCAAA
Mangifera indica (mango) is the source of this 762-nucleotide messenger RNA. RefSeq names its product CASP-like protein 1C2. The record is from RefSeq and is a predicted model, not a curated record. The transcript is spliced from 3 exons. NCBI's taxonomy places the organism in Eukaryota, Viridiplantae, Streptophyta, Magnoliopsida, Sapindales, Anacardiaceae. The coding region runs from base 142 to 636 and encodes 164 amino acids.